Rosa chinensis is the source of this 3532-nucleotide messenger RNA. RefSeq names its product kinesin-like protein KIN-7O. The coding region runs from base 109 to 3285 and encodes 1058 amino acids. Gene Ontology annotation, biological process: microtubule-based movement. The transcript has 28 exons. Gene Ontology annotation, molecular function: microtubule binding; ATP binding; microtubule motor activity. The record is from RefSeq and is a predicted model, not a curated record. NCBI's taxonomy places the organism in Eukaryota, Viridiplantae, Streptophyta, Magnoliopsida, Rosales, Rosaceae.
ACUCCACCAGGGCCCACAGAAAAGGCGGGAAAAUCAGAGCGGAGCCCUAAAACUCAAAUCCCCAAUUGAAAGACACCGUAAUCUUCUUCUGCGAUGCAAGGGUAGAGAAUGGAGAGAAUACACGUCACCGUGCGAGCUCGGCCGCUCUCAGCCGACGACGCCAAAACCAGCCCUUGGCGUAUUUCCGGCAACUCCAUCUUCAUCCCCAACUCCUCCUCCAAGUUCGAAUUCGAUCGGGUUUUCGGUGAAGACGGUAAGACCAGCGAGGUCUAUCAGUCUCGGACCAAAGAUUUAGUCGCGGCUGCUGUUCGCGGUUUCAAUGGAACAGUGUUUGCUUAUGGCCAAACUAAUAGUGGAAAGACUUACACAAUUCGUGGUUCGGCUACCGAGCCUGGAGUGAUUCGACUUGCUGUGCGUGAUAUGUUCGACCUUAUUCAACAGGAUGUGGAUCGGGAGUUUCUUCUGCGGAUGUCUUAUAUGGAGAUCUACAAUGAGGAAAUAAAUGAUUUAUUGGCUCCCGAGCAUCGAAAAUUGCAGAUCCAUGAAAGUAUAGAGCGGGGAAUUUUUGUUGCUGGGUUGCGAGAAGAAAUUGUUGCCUCUCCUGAGCAAGUCCUUGCUCUCAUGGAGUUUGGAGAGUCCCAUCGGCAUAUCGGAGAGACGAACAUGAAUGUGUACAGUAGUAGGUCCCACACUAUUUUCCGCAUGAUAAUUGAAAGUCGAGAUAAAACUGAAGAUGAAGACAUUGGUAAUUCGUGUGAUGCUGUUCGUGUUUCAGUUUUGAAUUUGGUGGACCUUGCUGGUUCAGAACGUGCUGCAAAAACAGGUGCAGAAGGUGUCCGACUCAAAGAGGGCUCUCAUAUCAAUAAAAGCCUUAUGACACUGGGAACUGUCAUUAAAAAAUUAAGUGAAGGUGCUGAGAGUCAAGGGGGACAUGUACCAUACAGAGAUAGCAAACUUACACGUAUUUUGCAGCCUGCUUUGGGUGGAAAUGCAAAUACAGCUAUAAUAUGCAAUAUCACCCUUGCACAGAUUCAUACAGACGAGACUAAAAGCAGUCUCCAAUUUGCAAGUAGAGCAUUACGUGUCACAAACUGUGCUCAUGUCAAUGAGAUUUUGACUGAUGCGGCUCUUCUAAAGCGUCAAAAGAAGGAAAUUGAGGAGCUUCGAGCAAAAUUGCAGGAUUCUCAUUCAGAACAUUGGACAGAGGAAAUCCUCAAUUUGCGGAACACAUUGUUGCAGACUGAGUUAGAAAGGGAGCGUAUAGCCUUGGAGUUGGAGGAGGAAAAGAAAGCCCAAGCUGAAAGAGAGAAGAUGGUCCAACAACAAGCUAAGAAAAUUGAAAAUUUGAGUUCAAUGGUUUUGUAUUCAAAUAGGGAUGAGAAUCGUGAUCGCUUCAAGAAGCAGAAGAGGCGGGAUACUUGGUGUCCAGGUAAUCUUGCCAAGGAGGCCCUUGGAGAGGUGCUAUCCACCAUUAUAUCAAAGGCAUCUGCUGUAAAACCAAUGAGACCCAAGCGUGACAUGCAACUACUUCCUUUUGAAGAACUGGUGGAUGAGACUGAUGUUGCUCAGAACGAAUCUUGCAAAGAUGAAGAAUAUAAAAAUAGCACAGUGGAGGACUGUACUCUUCCUGAUCCAUGUGCUUUAUUACAUGUUACUAGCAGAAGAAAAGUGCCACCCAGGACUAAAAGCUUAUCGCAGGACAAUGAAUUGUUACAUUUGCAAGGAGAAUAUGAAGAUUUGCUUAUAGAAUUUGAAAGUCAGAGAACGUGUAGUGAGAUACAAAUUGAUUGCUUGACAAGGAAGCUUGCUGAGGCUGAUAUGUUUUCUGUUGAAAUGUGCAAUGACUACUCCACAUCUUGUGCCUAUAAGGGUAAAAUUGAUGGGGAUAAGAAUGUUAGCUUAAGAGAGUCAGAAGCUAUUCUUGUGAUUAAGCGACUUCAAGAACAGAUUAAGAGGUUAGAAAUGGAGAUGUCUUCAAGCCAGCAAAAUCUGGAUUCUGUUGUUGAGCUGGCAAAAGAGCAAAACAUAUGUGCUAUGGAGAAGUAUGGUGAGCUCCAUGAGGAACUUCUGAUCGCACAAGAGGAGUCCAGGGUUGCCCGUGGACAACAUACUUGCAACGAGUCUGUAACGCAGGAAGAUUACAAAAAGAUGGAAGUUUACGCUGUUGAAAAGGACGCACAGAUUAUUUCUCUAGAAAAAGAAUUAGAAGCUUUAUCCAGGGAAAAGGAAGGUGCUCUAUCUAGUAAUGACGGUUUACAUUCUGAAAUAAAAUCCCCGUCUGAAAUGUUGAACACCUCACACUCUGAAGUCAACAAAUUGCAACAAGAGCUUUUGGCCCUGAGGAAUAGGUUGGAAGAAUCUAAACUCGAGCAGCGAAAGAUGGAAAACUCCAUUAAAAUGUUGGCUGAAGAAAAGGAAGAGUUGGCACUGAAACUUACAGAUUCCCUUUUGGAAAUGGAGGAGGAAAGGGUAGUAUGGUCUUCGAAGGAGAAGGCUUCAAUUGAAGCCAUAGAAGAUAAAGCAAAGUUAUACAAGAGGGAGAUUGCAUCAUUCUCAAAGGAAAUGUUAGGGGUGAGGAAUGAAUUGGAGUCUUGUAGACAAGAAUGCAAGGGACUUAGGGAAAGAUUAACUUCUUACGAGGAAACGACAGGACAGAAGACAUGCAGCCUGGAGAAGUCUUUGGAUGUUGAUCAACUACAUAAUCACCAAGAUAUAUCUGAUUCUCCAAGAAAACUGUCUCAAGAACUGUUGAACUCAAAUCUGGAGAUAUGUAAAAUUGAUGAUUUCAAGGAGGUGAAUUUGCUUCAGAAGGAGCUGAGUUUUCUUAAAACAGAAAGAGAAGAUCUGUUACUUCAAAUGCGAGAGUUAUCAAAACUUCCUAAUGACUUAGAGAAUCUCAACAAUCAGCUCCUUGUGAAAAAAGAAAAGGAUAGAUUAGUUACUCAGAUUCAAGAGCAGCAGAAACAUGUAACAGAAGAACAAAUUCGCCAUAAACGUAACAAUGACUUGUUGGUGGAGGAGCUGACAAGAAGAAUUUCAAGCAUGGAAGUCAAGAUGUACAAUGAUCAAGUCGAAAACAGCAAGGAAAAGGCAAAGCUUCGAAUGAGGCUUCGAGGGACUCAAGCAAAAUCAGAUGCCUUUUGCUAUAGAUACAAGGAAGCAGAAGCCGAGAUCAAUCUUAUGGACAGAAAAUACAAGGAGGCUACAGACGACCUAAAGGAUCGCUUAGCGUUAAAAGGAGUUGAGGUCCUCAACCUCAAGAAAGAGCUUGCUGCAAAGGGUUAAUGAACAAAAAUUUCUCGAUAAAUGUGUUACAGAUUGCAAAUUAUUAUAGUUGAUUGCUGCAUUAGGAUUUGUAGUGAUUUAGUAGUACGGAUAAUGAUUAUCAAAGUAUCUUUUAAAACAACGAAGUCAGUGUGUCUUGCAGAGUUAUCAACGAGUGCUUUUGUUACCACCCCAGCGUCUCACUCGUCUAUUUUUCCAGCCAGAAGAUGACAUUUGAAAUGAAAAGUGAUUACCUAACAUAUCCUUC